AUGUUUCACUCGGCGAUGACACCCAAUUUCUCUCACAGUCAUUUACGGGCGUGGACGAGGCAGUGCUACGCGUUGCAGAUGCGAGUUUUUUUUUUUUUUGUGUCGGCGAGGAUCGUCACCGUUCCCGGCUCCUCGUCACGGGAAUUAUCGCUCACACACUGCGAGGCGGCAGAUGUUGUGGUCCACUUUGCUGACACGCAAGACAAGUUCAGUUUGCCGUGGCUGGAGGGGCGAGUAGAUGUGGUGGUGGUGGGCUCACGGCUUGGACAGGGGGCUGAAGGGAUUGGUCUUUCUAUUGCAAGGCACAGUUGGAGGCGGCAACAGCAACUGUUCGUUCUGUUGAAAGUAGACGAUGGAGUACCCCGUCAGGUGGUGUUUUUGCGGGAGGUUCGACGGUUCUUGCGCCAUUCGGAUGACAUCUUGCGGUCAUCGAACCUUUUGUGGCUCCUCUGA
Trypanosoma rangeli is the source of this 453-nucleotide messenger RNA. RefSeq lists its product as uncharacterized. The transcript has a single exon. The record is from RefSeq and is a predicted model, not a curated record. Bases 1 to 453 code for a protein of 150 amino acids. Lineage: Eukaryota; Euglenozoa; Kinetoplastea; Trypanosomatida; Trypanosomatidae.